CAGUUUCCUAUGCGGGUUGCUGGUCAUUGGAGUUGAUCUGUUUAUCUUUCAUAAUUUUGUUCACAGCCCAUAUCUGGUUGAAUAAUAUUGUCCCAAAAAUCAGCGAGCAAGUACUCAGCAAUCUGCGGUAAUACUGGUUGUAGGAAAUUACAGUGCGAGAAGCUGUGGCAAUCUGCGAUGGCCCUGCGAGGAGCAAUGUCAGGCACAUUGUUACGAAUGCCCACCUUGGGCAGGUGUAUGUCAUCUCUGUCAGAUGAGGUGCUCUUCAAUGUCCAGAAUAAUGUAGGCAUAAUCACCAUGAACCGACCAAAGCAGCUGAAUGCCCUGACCCUGAACAUGAUUCGGGCAAUGCACCCAAAGCUGAUGGAGUGGGAGAAGAAGAUGGAGCUUGUCAUUAUUAAAGGUGCAGGCGAGAAGGCCUUCUGCGCCGGUGGCGACGUCGUCGCCAUCACGGCGCCCGGCCGCCAAGGCGACAAAGCCGACCCGUUGCCGCGUCAGUUCUUCCACAACGAGUACCGCCUGAACCUGCUGACGGGUUCGCUGGCCGUGCCGUACGUGGCGCUGCAGGACGGCAUCACGAUGGGUGGCGGCUGCGGCAUGUCCGUGCACGGGAAGUACCGGGUGUGCACGGAGAAGACAAUGUUCGCCAUGCCAGAGACGGCGAUCGGGUUCUUCCCGGACGUGGGCGGCGCGCACUUCCUGCCGCGUUUGCGCGGUCGGCUCGGCCUCUUCCUCGCGCUCAGUGGAUACCGGCUCAAGGGCCGUGACAAUCUUCACGCGGGCAUUUCGACUCAUGUCUGUGACUCUGCCUCUUUGGACGACCUGGUAUCGGAGAUAGCCGAGGCCGGUGCCUCCCGGCUGGAGGCCGUGCUCGACAGCUACUCACAGAAAGCUGCGUUCGACGCUGGCAAGCCGUUCUCGCUGGCUCCGCACCUGGCCACCAUCGACCGCUGCUUCGCCAGCGACUCGGUGCCCGACAUACUGGCCGCCCUUCAGGCUGACGGCUCAGAGUUCGCCACUAAGAUCCACGCCACGCUCGUGAAGAUGUCGCCGACGGCCAUGGUGAUCACGACCGAGCAGCUGCGGCGGGGUGCCUCGCUCUCACUGGCCGACUGCCUGCGCAUGGAGCUGCGGAUGGCGUACCGCUUCGCCGAGGAUCACGACUUCUAUGAGGGCGUCCGGGCCCUCCUGGUCGACAAGGACCAAAGUCCGGUAUGGAAGCCCACGACUGUCGCUGAAGUGACCGCUGCCACAGUGGAGCGCUACUUCUCCCAUCUGCCGGCCGAUGAGGAACUAACGUUUUGAUGCGGAGCCUUGAAGUCUGGGCCUGUCGGCCGUGUGCUGACAGUUCGGAGGGCGGAUCUUGCAGACGUGGCUGAGUGGAGCAGCACGGGCAGGACGGCUGCCUGCCUGCCCUGUGGUGCAGGGGGCACGGGGAGGUUAGGAGGACAGUAGUUUUUACCUGGGUUUAUGAGCAAUGAGAAGGCGUCAAGGUCAGUGAUAAAUGGAUAUGCGCGCUUCCACGUGCUUAGAUUGAGGGACAUUGUUUACUGCAAAGAUGAAGCCGUAGAUUCCCUACUCAGUGAUCUGUUUUAGCAUCUUGUUUAUUUUGUCUUUGUUGGGUGUAAGUCAAUGUGUGUAAAUGAAUACAAACUAAACUUAACUGGGGAGGCUGGUGGGACCAGGCAAGGGUCAUGGACGUGUUACGAUGAAGGCCGCCAGCCAUUUUUGUUUGUUCCUGUUCAGUCAGCGUUCAUAGAGACAACGUUAAAUUCUCAGAAUGUUGGAAGGCAUUGCCCCUCUCCCCACACACGCUUCUGGCGCCUUAGUUCCCGCGCCCCUGGGUGGAACGACGCUGUUUUUGUUACAUAAAGCUAAUGGUGUGGUUUUGCGAAGGCUCCUAAGCCGUCCAUCUGUUUUUACAUCGCAGCGUGUUUGCUAAGUGUCAGUGCCAUCGCAGCGUUGCGUGCACGGUGUUCGGUGUAGUUGUCGACUCCUCAGUAAUUCAGUGCAAUAGACGGAUGUGCUGAGAA
Messenger RNA from Pollicipes pollicipes, 2033 nucleotides. Its product is annotated as 3-hydroxyisobutyryl-CoA hydrolase, mitochondrial-like. Gene Ontology annotation, cellular component: mitochondrion. The transcript has 8 exons. NCBI's taxonomy places the organism in Eukaryota, Metazoa, Arthropoda, Thecostraca, Pollicipedomorpha, Pollicipedidae. The record is from RefSeq and is a predicted model, not a curated record. Gene Ontology annotation, molecular function: 3-hydroxyisobutyryl-CoA hydrolase activity. Gene Ontology annotation, biological process: L-valine catabolic process. The coding region runs from base 178 to 1305 and encodes 375 amino acids.